Molecule: messenger RNA, 639 nt
Organism: Dacryopinax primogenitus
Lineage: Eukaryota; Fungi; Basidiomycota; Dacrymycetes; Dacrymycetales; Dacrymycetaceae
Exons: 1
Coding region: 133-471 (112 amino acids)
Source: RefSeq, a predicted model, not a curated record
CAUUAUCCAACUUGCCCCUCCACGGUCAACACAUUUGCCCCAUAACCGCCCUCACAAACACCCAACAUGUCGAGUCGUUACUUGUUUUUAGGAGAGCCCAAGCCCCGAUACCUCUACAGGGUGCUCCCAGCGAUGAGUCUGACAUCAAAUCCCUUCCCUACCGUUAUACCCAUGACGGACCCCGACCGAGACGAAGGCUACGUUCAUCUGUGGCGGUCGCGUCAGAUCCUCAUCCCGUUGAAGCAAUGGCACGAAAAUGCCUUACAAGCGAUGAUGAUUCGAGUCAUCAUGUAUUCCGUUCAGGACAACACGCGGUGGGAUCGCACUCCAGAAGGGGACUUCCAUCCGCAUCUGUGCCGGGACCUCAGGGGCGAUGAAUGCGAAAGCCUCGUGAUAUUGUCAAGGCGGUCGGACCAGACAUGGGAACAGGCGAUCGCAUUGUACGCUGGCUGGAUUAAUCCGGGGGUGUAGAAAGCAGGCGGCGGCAUGAUCGUCGUGGGAAGUCAGCGUGGAAGGGGAGGCGGAAGAGUUCAGUCCGCACCAAGAAGCAUCCCUCUUGCCGGCUUUCUCUAUUCAAUUUUCUGACACAAUUAUUCGCUGGUAGCACCUAUGCCCAAAUUGUACUUUCUACACUGCUUU